Messenger RNA from Xyrichtys novacula (pearly razorfish), 10554 nucleotides. The record is from the annotation of a GenBank genome assembly. NCBI's taxonomy places the organism in Eukaryota, Metazoa, Chordata, Actinopteri, Labriformes, Labridae.
AUGGGUUUGCCUGACAAGUGAAACAGACGUUCACACGAGCUGAGCGCUGCUGCCUCAGUGAGGAUCACCGUGCGGGAGAGGAAUGGCAGGCUGGGGAGGCUUCUUCGUUUCUCUCCUCAACUACAAGACGGAGAAAUAUGUCAUCGCCGAAAACAGGAAGAUAGGAAUAUUAUUCAGACUGUACCAGCUGGCUGUACUGGGAUACAUAAUCGGGUGAGCUGCAGUGUCGUUUUUAGAGUGAUUCACAAAGUUAAAAAUAGUGUAGCUUGUCUAAGUGGUCACUUUGUUUCUGUUGUUGAGGUGGCCCGCUGUGCCGAAGUAUUCGUGUUUUCUUCUUGAAACUGUAAAUGUCAGAUAGGGUAGAUUGUGUUGUUGAAUUCAUUAAUGUCUCAAAUUUCUGCAGAGACAGGAAGUUCUGUGUGUGAUGUCACUGAAAUGAUGGGCAGGUGACAGGGACAGUGUGGUGACGUCUGAUUGUAACUGGUUUGACCUUUAAAACUUCGUUGAACUCUUUUUACAACACAACACAUAAUAGAUUUAGAGGUAACAGUGGGGGAGUAUAAAGGCCAGUCGUGAACUUUGUCUCAUCUUUGGCAGGCGGUGAUCCUGUUAUUGCCAUGCCAUGUCCGAGACUUCGAGCGUCACUCCACCCACGUUGCACAUCUGAGUGCUGUUAAAAUAUCAGAUAUUCAUAUUCAUAUUCUAACAUUAAUAUAAAUAUAUAAAUUUGUCAUGUUUUAUUUAACUGUGUGCUACACCCCAGUCAUGUAAACAUGGGGACUUACCUCAAACCUGGGAGAAUGGCCUCAUCUCUGUCCCCCACAUGGCAGAUAUAGCUAUGUAGUACCUUUGCCAUUUUAAAUAGCAAGUCAGAAUUAAUGUCAAAAACUAUGUACAUAAUUUGUGUGUAUGUGUGUGUGGGUAGGUGUGUGUGUGUGUGUGUGUGUGUGUGUGUGGGGGGGGGGGGGGGGGGUCAUAUCUGUUUUUUAAGUUUUCAAACCUGAUUUUUUUUUAUUACAAAGGUAACCCCAUAUGUAUAUCACUUAAGGCAACACUGGGUUAAAGCAGCUCCCUCUUUUGUUCUAACACCCUCAGACUUCAAAGAAUAAAGUUAUCAUAUUAAGUAGGUAAGACAUAUAAUUGAUAAUGACUGUAUUUCACACUCCAGUAUAAUGUUGACAUACUGUCCUAAAAAUGAAAUAAACUAUGGUAAGAGAUAAUGUAAUCAAAAUAAUUGGCACAAAUUGACAUCAAAAUAAAACUAGACUAGGCAGGCAGUCGGCUCUUCAUAGCAACAGUCGACUAUUUACAUAUGGCAGACUGUUGACAUGAAAUGCUGGCAAUAACCAAUAAGAAUCAUGUACUCAAAAUGGCUGAGCAAUUAAUGGUCAAUUGUUUUACUAGUAAAAGAACUGAAUUAGAAAAAUAGUUCAUAUGUUUUGGACAAUGUGUUAUUUUGAUGGGCUUUUUAUGAUAUAAUCUAUGGCAGGCCCUGGAAUAAUAAAUCUUUAAAUCAGUUCAAACUAUUCGGUACCAUAUUUUGUGCAGUAAGCAAUCUGAGAGACUUUUAACCAGAAUACAUUCAUAAAAUUGGUCCUAUUUAUAUAUUUGUGAGUACACCUGAUGACAGUUUGAAUGUGUGUGCAUAUGUGUGUGUGUGUGUAUGUGUGUGUUGUCACCUAAACUGAACCACCAGGCCUCCUAUCUCACACGCUGGAGACUGUUUCAUUAAACCAACCUGUCCUCGUGUUCUAUAAACUAUCAAAACUAAGGUUCUUCUUCUUCAGGUGGGUGUUUGUGGUAAAGAAAGGUUACCAGGAGCGAGAGGAGGCUAUCCAGACCUCCGUCAUCACAAAACUCAAAGGUGUGACACUGACCAACAGCUCAGAGACCGGCCUUCACCUGUGGAGCUCUGAAGAUUAUGUCAUACCUCCUAAUGUGAGUGAAUCUAUCUAUCUAUCUAUCUAUCUAUCUAUCUAUCUAUCUAUCUAUCUAUCUAUCUAUCUAUCUAUCUAUCUAUCUAUCUAUCUAUCUGUCUGUCUGUCUGUCUUAGCCUAUUUGUCAAUCUUAACCCCUCAUGCAUUUCUACUGCUGACACUCAUUUCUACCUUUAUGUUAACCUUUUUUAUGUCAGUCAUUAUACCAAUCUCCAUGUCCACCUCAUUUCAGUCUUUACCUCUAUGUGAACUCUAAUCUCUAUUUUUAUGAUAAAAUUACAUCUUAUUUCCUCAUUCAUCUCAAGAUCUAUCUCUAUAUUGAUCCUCUAGUUUUCCACUCCAACAAUUUUUCACACCUAUGCAUUUAAAUAUUUCUGCUACCACCAUUACAUAUUUCCCAUAAUCUUUGUCUGCCUUUGUCUCCAAACCUGUUUCAUCUAAUAUCUCAACAUUUAACCUGAUGUAAAUCUCUUAAAUUUCUUCCACAUGUGUGUCAUUAUCUGUCGGUAAGUCUAUCUCAACAUUCAUCUCUGUCUCAACCUGCAUGACUGUAUUGACAUCAAUCUCUUAAUCAAUUCCUGUGUACAUCUCAACAUUGUUUGCAACAUCUUUAUCUUAGUAAAUCUGAAAAUGUAUCUUUAUGUCCAUCUUUACAACUAUCAUUAUGUCCUUUAUUCAUCCUUCUGUUUGUUUUUACAUCUACCUUUAUAUCUUUUUAGAAUUUAAUCUUCAGUCUAGCUCUCAACCCAUCUCAAAAAUUGUGUCUUCUUAUACAGUCAUCUAUUCAUGUCUUCAUGAACAUCUGUCCAUCCAUUUCUACAUCCAUCUCCAUUUAUAUCUUAACAACAAUCUUACACUUAUCUAUGAACCUAUAUUGUAUUUCUACUUUUAUCUCUUUUUAUUUCAUUUUAACCAUCUCUUCAUCAGUCUCUACAUCCUGGCAUAAUUGUCAACAUCUAUCUAUCUAUCUAUCUAUCUAUCUAUCUAUCUAUCUAUCUAUCUAUCUAUCUAUCUAUCUAUCUAUCUAUCUAUCCAUCCAUCCAUCCAUCCAUCCAUCCAUCCAUCCAUCCAUCCAUACAUACAUAUAUUUGUUUAUCUAUCUAUCUAUCUAUCUAUCUAUCUAUCUAUCUAUCUAUCUAUCUAUCUAUCUAUCUAUCUAUCUAUCUAUCUAUCUAUCUAUCCAUCCAUCCAUCCAUCCAUCCAUCCAUCCAUCCAUCCAUCCAUCCAUACAUACAUAUAUUUGUUUAAAAUUUCCUUCACCCAUCUCAACAAUCUAUCUAUCUAUCUUAUCUAUCUUAUCUUUGCUUUUUCCUUUGUGUAUCAAUAUUCGUAUGUGUAUCUCUGUUUAUCUCAACUAUCUUUAAAUAUUCUAUAUCUUCAUUUAUUUCUACAUUUUUCAUAUAUUCAUCCAGGUUUAUAUCUAAAUGCAUCCUUAACCUAUAUAUCUCUACAGCUAAGUCUAUAAAUGACUCUUCAUUUAUAAACAAUAUAUCUCUAUGUUUUCAUAUGACAUAUUUCUCUACAUAUAUCCAUUUAUUUAUUUCUGUAUUUAUCUCAACAGAUAUUGUUGCAUAUAUUACCUUGUUUUAUGUAUUGGGAGCUUAUUUCUUUAUUUAUAUGUCCAUAUAUUUCUACAGACAUCUCUACAUAUAUCUCUAAUUUUAUGGCUACAUCUAUCCACAUCUGCCCUUACAUUCAUCUCUCUGUCUAGCACCUUAUUUGUGUCCUUGUCUAACUACAUAGAAAUCCAUUUCUUUGUUUUCCUCUUUACCUUUAUACUAAAGAGGUUCAUUCUGUCUGUUGAUGAUAAAUUUAUAUACCUAUGUUUUGUUGUCUCUUUUAACUAUUUCUACAUUUAUCUCUUUAUGUGUAGCUCUUCAGCUAGCCCUGUAUUUCCCAGAGUCUAUAGCUUUAUAGACCUCAACCUUUGUCUCCAUCCUUAUCUGUCCUUUUUGUUCCUGUUUCUGUAUCCAUAUCUCUACAUUUAUGUACGCACCAUCUUUCCAUCUUCUCCUUCAUCUGCCUUCUUCAGUCUAUCUCCUCAUCCAUCUAUGUUUACCUCUUGCUGUGUCCUUUUAAACCAUUCUCAACAUCCCCACAUUUGUAUGUCUGUCUGUCUGUAGGUCAGUGUUGAUGUCAAAUGCCCUCUGUCAGGAGAAACUAGAGGCUAUUGAGUAUCAGCUCUAAUGAAUAUCAUUAACAUCAGCAUCUGUCUAAACAGAUUAAGGAUAUUGAACUUCUUUGAAGGCUUAAUUUCUUUAACCUUUUGCCUCUCUGGAUCUGACAGUCUGGAUCUAAUUCUAUUUUGCAGGGUGAGCAGGUGUUCUUCGUUGUAACAAAUUACAUUGAGACACCCAAUCAGAGGCUGGAAUUCUGUGCGGAGGUGAGUGCACACUGGAAGAAGAAACCUUUUAUGAUGACACUUGAUUGUGCUUUUUUUUCCCAUCCUUGUAAAUGAAGUUGGCAGCCUUGUCAUCCUGUAAGGUUUGAUCUGUCUCACAGAGUUACAAGGUUCCAGAUGGACGAUGUCAAAGUGAUGAUGACUGCCCUGCAGGGGAGGCUGUGAUAGCUGGCAAUGGUGAGGAUAUUUCCUCUUAUUUUAGUCAUGACAAAACCUAGGGUAUGUUAACUUUGAAUAUAUGUGCCAUUUAUUUUCAGACUCAUGUGUUACUCAAAAUCACUUGUCUUUUAUGCCGGCCCCUGACAGUCUACCAAUAUUCUUCACAGUGAUCUUUGUUAGUAUAUUUUUCCAUAUCUAAUAUCGAAGAUUAACAUAUACAUGUUUUCCAUGAGGGACACAUUAAUCAUAAAGUAAAAAUUAUAUCAUGUUUUUUUCAAAUUAGUAAUCUUGUGAUAAUUACCUUUUAAGUUAGUAGCCGAGCAAUGUCAAACGUAACUCUUAGAGGUUUUCAUAAUGAUAAAAUCAAACUUCUCCUCUCUGGGAAAACAAGUUAAUCUUGGUUCUUGUAUUUGCUGCUUUUAGGUCCAAUUAAAUGCUUUCUCACAUUUCUUUCCCCUAAAUGGUUCUCAGGAAAUACAAGCUAGCUAGCACUGAUGAAUCAUUAAUGGAUUUGUGUCUAAAUGUUCUUACAUUUAGCCCCAUUUGCUACUACAAACAAUAACCAUGAAAAGUUCCUUCCAAGCUUCCUGUUAUUGUGGGAAACAUGUUAAUGGGCAGGUUCAAACAGCACCGUGAAAGCCUUUUCAUACAGAAAUAUAAUUUGCAUUCAGUUGACUCAUCUUUACAUGCUUAUAGUAAAAAUAUGUCUGGUUAUGAAUAUUUUGUAUUGUAUUUGAAGUGGUCUCUCAAGGCUGCACCAUGCCAACAGUCUUUGGUCUCUCUCCAUCAGGAAUAAAGACUGGUGUGUGUCUAAACAGCACAGGGACCUGUGAGAUCCACGCGUGGUGUCCUGUCGAAUACAGCAAGAGACCCACGUGAGACCGCUUCUCUUACAGAACUCUGGAAAUUUGCCAUUUUGUGCCACUAGACUGACACUUACUCUGAUCCCCGUAGGGACAGAGAUAUUUCACAGCUUCUAUUUAUUACUGAUGCAGCCUGUCAGCUCCACUCGUCUUGUUUUUUGUUCUUCACACAGCUGCUUGUCUCUUCCACUUGUAGAGAGCCCUUAUUAAAUGAGGCGGAGAACUUCACCAUCUACAUCAAGAAUUUCAUCAGGUUCCCAAAGUUUGAAUUCUCAAAGUAAGUGGCUCUAAGUGGAGGAGUGCCGGUUUCAAGGCACCGGGACAGAGCCCACCGCUGAGUGAGCUGAGGGAUAUGCAUGCCCCAGUGGCUGCUUUAAAUAACUUUAGGGUGCAGAGAGCCUUCUAUUUAUACUAACCAGAGCAUUGCUCUGAGUGAGACAGUGAAACAGUCAUCUGAGACGUCCUUGACAGCAGGCUGUGCCCUGGACAGGUGUCCGAUCAGAUGGGGGUAGCCCAGAGAGCUGUGCUGCUGCUCUCUCUGUGGCUGAGGGUUCAAGUGCUGCAAGAAAGCAGAGAGAUGCCACAAGCUGCUGUUAAUUCAUUAGUCAGGAUAUUAACCUGGUUACACAACCAUCUCUUCUGCUCUGCUCUAACCUGCAUGUGCUUUAGCCUAAUGAGAAUGUGCCUGUUGUACAAAUCCCACCCACUGGAUGGUAAUGAAAAUGGAAACGGCAACACUGCACAUCCUACAGUGAGAAGCAUCCAGUUACACUUUUCUCUGAGUUACAGGGUGUAGCAGUGUUGAUUGACAUACACACACUGUAUAUGUGGCUAUAAGUGUUCGAGUGUGGAGAACAGGCUUUCAAGCAGAGAUGGAGACCUUUAGAGUAGCUUUAGCUUUAAACCAGGAAAAACCCAAAUGAAGUUUAUUUUAAAUGUAUAGAGGCAAAUCCUACACAUUUAAGUCUCUAUUUAAGUAUCUACGUAUACAAAUAUAAAAAGUAAUACAUUAUUUAAUCUAGUCAUUUAUUUUGCUCCACUGACACAAGUCCCUCACCAAAUGGAGCUGGAUUUUUGACAAACAGCACAUUGAUUUCAUGUAUUCCUGUGUUUUGGGAAACAGGGUCCCACAGACGAGCAACCUGGUUUGAUGUACAUUUAUCUGUGUGUUUGAUAAACAAUUUUACUGAUUAAAUAAGAGUCUGCUGACAGCUUCAUAUGUGAUCCUGAGGUAGUCUAUCCCCUAAUUUGGAUAUAUUUUACACUUAUGGAACAACAGAUCACAUGGCUGGGAGUAAAUGCUUCAUAAGACAUUGUAAAAGAGCCUAAGGUUAUUCAUUAAUGGUGUCUAAAAUGAAGGCUUAAAAGUCAAAUCCCAGACAGCAGGUUGAGAAAUGUGUGUUUUUUAUCAAGGCUGGUUUCAACGGUUCCUGGAAAUCAGAUGUUUGUUGACAGAUGUUUUUCAUGUCCUGCUGUUUUAACCCUUUAGGUCCAAUGUCCUCGAAACAUCUAAUGACAGCUACCUGAAAAAAUGCUCCUUUGAUAGAAAUUACAACCCAUACUGCCCCAUCUUCCGCCUGGGAGACCUGGUCAGCUGGACGGGGAAUGACUUUCAGGAAAUGGCUACUAAGGUACCAAAUGUUAUAAUGUGCUGAACAAGACCGUGUGCAGCAGUGAUGGUGGAUCAAACAAAUAUUCACAAUUAACAUUUUCUUUGAAAAAGAGGAUGUACAAUGAAAGAUUUUUUUUUUAAUUAAUCAACUGUUAUCCUUAAAAUCACAUAAUGAUGUCUAGCCCCAUCUUUACUCCUGUACCUCAUGAAAAUCUUAUCUUUUAAUGUUUUUUAAACUGAUAUAAGUUUGGACACAGCUUUAGCUCCACAUUCAAACUCUUCUAUAGUUUCACUUUACUGACUGACGUUAAAACACUUUCCUCUUUGCAUGGACCUUUACAGCAUUUUAUUUUGACUGUAUUAAAUAACCAGGGGCUAAAGUGAUACGUGUGAGCACUAAAAGACAGAAAGUCUGUGUUUUGGUCUGUCAGGGCGGCUCUGUUGGCAUUCUCAUCGAGUGGGACUGUGACCUGGACAAGGACGCCUCGCUCUGUAAACCUGAGUACAGCUUCACCCGGUUGGAUGUGAAUGUGAAUAACUCAGUUACAUCAGGUUACAACUUCAGGUAUGUCCUCUCGGACAUUCACAGAUUUAAAUCUGUCAGCUGACUCUUUCUAUUUUCUGGCAAAUUUUGUUUUAUUUCAAUUAUCCACAUUUUUAUACUUACAGAUAUGCCAGGUACUACAAGAAUGAAAGUGGUGAAAGUUAUCGGGAUUUGUAUAAAGUAUAUGGGAUCCGCUUCGAUAUCAUGAUCAAUGGAAAGGUAGUGGUGAUAUCGGCAACAUUUACUCACAGGGCAGUGCCCGAGUUUAAAACUAGAUGCUGAGCUGUUUGUAUUUUUUCAUUCCAGGCUGGGAAAUUCAAUAUCAUUCCCACAAUAAUCGCUAUUGGGUCGGGUGUUGCUCUGCUGGGUGUGGUGGGUAAUUUUUGAAUUAUUACAUUAAUGUGUCCGUGGAAGAUGCUGUGUUGUUAUGGAGUUGUUUUGCUUUAUUAUUGUACCACUAGAGGGUGAUAGAUGAUCACCUGUGAAAAACAAAGACUGACGUUUUCUCUCUUCAUAGGGAGCCUUUGUGUGUGACAUGAUUUUGCUCUACAUGAUGAACACAAGCUCCCUCUACCGAGAGAGGAAGUUUGAAAUCAUCAACUUCAAGUAUGAAUAUUCAUUAAUGGACUAUAGUAACUGGUGAAAUGCACUUUUUUUUUUCAGUUUCCUUGGCACAUUAUUCAAACCAUUUUUAAAGUUGUCAGCACAAAAUGUCUUUCCUGAAAAAGCUGAUUGUACAGCAAAAUAUCACAACUGAUCUGGAAAUUGGGAGACAGAUGAUGGUUGUAAAACUUUUUGCGUCAGCACCCAUAACUCACUGCCAGUUAUAUAAAGUACAAAAAAGACCAAUUCAGCCAUCUGCAUGAAUAUCAUAAACCUUGUGAUUUGAUGUCAAAGACAGGGUUUCCCUUUUGUUACAAUACACACUGGAGUAGGUAGUAAAAAAUAACCAAAAUGUGCAAAAACAGAGACAGCACCAUGCUAAUGUACAUACAUGUGAUAUGUGAUUAUCCUAAACAAGGUUUACCAAAGUAAAAUAACAUUUCUACUCUCUCUGCAAGGGACAAAACCCCAAAUAUACUUUCUCUUUAACUCAGAAGUGUGUGAAUGUGUUUGGGAGACAUAAACGAGUCUACGCAUGCAAACUUUGUUGACAAUUUAUGUGUAUAAUUAGUAAAUUAGUGAUCUAUUCUGACAGGCACAUAUUUGUAUAAGUAAUAGAUGUUUGAUAAUGACACUGAAUUGAGUCUUAGACCUGUUACACAGAGUUGAAAGUAGACAACCCUGAGAGGGUGUGCAUUAGUAUGGUGCGAAUGGUAUGAAACCACCAAGUUCAGCAUAAUGACACCACCACUGGGACAAACAGAUGGCCAGACAAACAUUCGUUAAAAUAGCUGACAGCGCAUAUCAACAGCCACUCCAAAAAAAUGAAACAGAGCAAAUCAAAAACAACCUUCAAACUUCAAUUCUACUGUUUUCUAAUCCCUGAUAGUAAUAUAUACUGACACACACUUUUCUCAUGUUUUUUUGCAUCAGGAAGGAAAAAGACAAACCAAAGGAAGGGAAAUCAGGACACAGAGAGAGGAGAUCCAGGAAACCACAUGCAGAGAAAGAUGCUGAAAACUCCAUCAAAAAGCUGGAGGAGGAAACAUGCUCGCCUGCCGAGAACCAACAGCCUCCGGACAAACGAGGUCCCACCAUUCCACGCAACACAGGACAGCGCUACACCAUUCUCUCUCCCCAGGGUGCGGAGGCGAGACAUCACAUCACUUUCUCUUCAGACGCUUAAGUUUCCUGGUAGAACAAAUGAGUCACAUCACCUGUGGUGGACGUGUUCAUGUCUCUGAGGUGGAACCUGUUUGGACUUUUCACCUCACUGCAAAACUGCCUGUAAGCCACUGUUUCAGUGAUGCUUAUUUUGACUGAAGAUUCAUUGGUCCAAGAAUAGGUUAAUGUCUGACACUGUGAGCCAGGAUGCUGAUGGAGGUUCACUCACAAAAGUGGAUUUUAAUACCCGCUGGGUGUGGAUCCAAAGGAGAGAUGUGGAAGAUAACAGGUCCAUAAUAGAUUAGAGUACUGUGGUAAUGUCAAUGAAAUUGUAAAAAAAAAUGCAUUAAAAAUAAGUGAAGCAAAUGUUAACUUAAUGCUAGUAUGCUGCUUUCAAAUGUUAAUAUUAAACAUAUUGUUAUUUUAUGACAUGAAAUCAUUACUUCAAGCUUUGGUGGCUAUUGAUCAGACAAAGGAAGCAUCAUUUUAGAUCCAGUUAUAUGUAUUAGGCUGAGGUGUUUAUUUUGGCCUUGUGAUAGACACAGAACAAAGAUUACUUUGCUCACAUUUCAUGAGAUAGGGAAAGAAGUACAUCAAUAGUUGCAAAGAGACUCCAAAGAACUGUCUGGCUUUUUCACAUAUUUUUAACACUGCAAAAAGGGUAAAUAUGAUGGAUUCUUUCAAAUGGAAUGAAAUUAAGUUGUUUCAGGUUAGGUUAAAAAAAAAAAAAAAAAAAGAGGACUAAUCUGAUGAAUCAGACUGAAAAAUACACUUUAUCAAUAUUGUGUGAUCAGAGGAAUUAAACUGUAAACACAAAGGGAAAAUGUUCAAAGAUCUGCACUAAGAUGAAUCACAUCAUGAAAAAGAUGUGAGCGGUUUAAACUGUUGAUAGUUUGGCUGAAUGCUCCCGUCUUGUGUCAGACGUUUUCUGUCUUCUGCUGUAUGCUGAGCUGGCUGUGAUGGUGAUGGCUUAAACACAAUCUUAUUCACAAUUGAGUUUAUCAUAUUGUGUCACUGUCAGAAGUCCUUUGCUGAUGACGCAGCUGAUAGUUGAUGAAUGGUGCUAAAUGUUAAUGUGCAUGGACCCUCUCUCCCAUGCUGCUUUUACUGUGUGUUCCUGAAGAAAACAAAACAAUUGUCCUGUUGAUUCUCCUGUUAGUGCCAAAUAACCUGGCAGACAGAGAUUAAUAACCAUUACAAAUGUGUUGUUCAGAGGUAUUUAUUUCAAUCAGUAUUCAGAUUUGUUUUAAUUAAAUUAUAAUGAAAUGUCA